Molecule: messenger RNA, 1506 nt
Organism: Indicator indicator
Lineage: Eukaryota; Metazoa; Chordata; Aves; Piciformes; Indicatoridae
Gene: TMEM161B
Product: transmembrane protein 161B
Exons: 11
Coding region: 25-1506 (493 amino acids)
Source: RefSeq, a predicted model, not a curated record
AUAGGUGUACAGUUGGUGGUUACCAUGGUAAUGGCCAGUGUCAUACAGAAGAUCAUACCUCACUAUUCUCUUGCUCGUUGGCUUCUCUGUAGUGGCAGUUUACGGUGGUAUCAGCAUCCUACUGAGGAACAGCUACGGAUUCUUGCAGGGAAACAAAGGGCGAAGAGCAAAAAAGAUAGCUUGUUUUGUCCUAUCCAUGUGUGUAUUAUCUGCUUAUUUAUUUCUUUUUACAGAAAAUAUAAUGGUCAUAUUGAAAACAAACCCUUAACCAUUCCAAAAGACAUCGAUCUCCAUCUGGAAACAAAAUCUGUGACUGAAAGGGACACUAUUGCAUUGCAUUAUUUUCCAGAAUAUCAGUGGCUGGUGGAUUUCACUGUUGCAGCUACAGUUGUGUAUGUGGUGACAGAAGCGUACUACAGUAUUGUGAAGCCCUCACAAGAAAUGAACAUCAGUGUGGUGUGGUGCCUCCUUGUCUUGGCUUUUGCAGUUAAGGUACUGUUUUCGUUGACUACCCAUUAUUUCAAAGUAGAGGAUGGAGGUGAAAGAUCAGUCUGUGUCACCUUUGGUUUUUUCUUCUUUGUGAAAGCAAUGGCAAUUCUCAUUGUAACAGAAAACUACCUAGAGUUUGGACUGGAAUCAGGAUUCUCGAAUUUCUCAGAAAGUGCUAUGCAGUUUCUUGAAAAGCAGGGUUUGGAGUCCCAGGGUCCUGUGUCUAAACUAACCUUCAAAUUGUUCCUGGCUGUUCUGUGUUCACUUAUUGGUGCUUUUUUGACAUUCCCUGGCUUGCGACUGGCUCAAAUGCAUCUGGAUGCUCUGAAUUUAGCAACAGAAAAAAUAACACAAACACUGCUACAUAUAAACUUCUUGGCACCUUUGUUUAUGGUUUUACUGUGGGUAAAACCAAUCACGAAGGACUACAUUAUGAACCCACCUUUGGGCAAAGAGAGUGUCCCUUUAAUGUCAGAAGAUACAUUUGACACUGUGAGGUUGUGGAUAAUAAUCCUGUUGUGUGCUUUACGUUUGGCCAUGAUGCGUCACCAUUUACAGGCCUAUCUGAAUUUAGCCCAGAAAAGUGUGGAUCAGAUGAAGAAGGAAGCUGGCAGAAUAAGUGUGGUUGAUUUACAGAAAAUGGUGGCUCGAGUAUUCUAUUAUCUUUGUGUAAUUGCACUGCAGUAUGUUGCACCAUUGGUAAUGCUCCUUCAUACAACUCUGCUGUUGAAAACACUAGGUAAUUAUUCUUGGGGCAUCUACCCAGAACUGAAUUCUGACACUCCAGUAGAAAACAGUCCGCUUCCCAGUUCAGUUUAUACUGAGUCUCCACCUGCUGAUGGAAAGAUGAAAGUAACUGUAGUACAAAUAACAAUGGCUUUGGGAAGCCUAAAGAAUAUUUUCACUCCUCUCCUGUUCCGGGGACUCCUGUCUUUCCUCACCUGGUGGAUUGCUGCUUGCCUCUUUUCUACAAGCCUUUUUGGGCUUUUCUAUCACCAGUACCUGACUGUGGCGUGA